UCCUCCAGUGCUCCGGUUAAUGGCUGCCAGGAUGGGUCGCGUCUUUUUGCUGUGAAGCACACCCAUCUGGAGGACCGUUAUCUCGGGCGGUGCCGAGCUAMAAUGGUCGAUACGCGACCAAACAGGCACCCGGAAACUCUUUYUCAAAGUUACGAACAUCGUCCCUAAAAAAGAACCCACUGUCAACAUCCCGUCUUAGUGGUCAGUUCUGCCUGCUGGUCAGCGGUUAACCUGAGGCCAUGGCAGUGAAGGACCGUGUAGAGGCGGUGCUCAACGUGGGUCUGCGUGUUCCCAGCAUCAUGCUGCUGGAUGUCCUGUACCGCUGGGAUGUAAGCUCUUUCUUCCAGAAGAUCCAGCGCUCCAGCCUUUCCAACAACCCUCUGUUUCAGUACAAAUAUCUGGCUCUCUACUUACACUACGUAGGCUACAUCCUGAGCCUGGUGCUUCUGACCCUGCCUCGUCAGCACCUGGUUAAACUCUACCUGUAUGUUCUCACGGCCCUGCUGCUGUUUGCUGGUCAUCAAGUCUCAAGAGAUUAUGUUCGCAGUGAACUGGAUUCAGGCUAUGAAGGACCGGUCUACCUGGAGCCUCUCUCUAUGAACAGAUUCACCACUGCACUCAUAGGUCAGCUGGUGGUGUGCACGCUGUGCUCCUGUGUGAUGCAGACCAAAAGGAUUUGGCUUUUUUCUGCUCAUUUCCUCCCCCUGAUGGCUAGGCUUUGUCUGGUCCCGCUGGAGACGAUUGUUUUCAUCAAUAGGUUCUCCAUGAUUUUCACAGGCCUGGAGGUCAUUUACUUCCUGGCUACUAACUUACUGGUACCAUAUAAUCUGGCCAAGACUGCUUACAGGGAGCUGGCUCAGGUGGUAGAGGUGUACGGUCUGCUCGCUUUAGGCAUGUCCCUGUGGAACCAGCUGGUUCUUCCAGUUCUCUUCAUGUGUUUCUGGCUCGUGCUCUUUGCUCUGCAGAUCUACACCUACUUCAGCACCAGAGACCAGCCUACCUCGAGGGAGAGGCUCCUCUUCCUCUUCCUUACAAGUAUCGCAGAAUGUUGUAGUACACCGUACUCUUUGCUGGGUUUGGUUUUCACCGUCUCCUUCAUCGCACUGGGAGUCCUCACUCUGUGCAAGUUCUACCUGCAGGGUUACAGAGCCUUUAUGAAUGACAACACCAUGCACAGAGGGAUGACAGAAGGCAUCACUCUGCUCAUCCUUGCUGUGCAAACGGGUCUGAUAGAGCUGCAGGUCAUCCACCGAGCCUUCCUCCUUUCCAUCAUCCUCUUCAUCGUCGUCGCUUCCAUCCUGCAGUCCAUGCUGGAGAUCGCUGACCCCAUAGUUCUGGCUCUGGGAGCCUCCAGAGACAAGAGUUUAUGGAAGCACUUUCGAGCCGUGUCCCUCUGCCUCUUCCUGCUGAUCUUUCCAGCCUACAUGUCUUAUAUGAUCUGUCAGUUCUUCCACAUGGACUUCUGGCUUCUCAUCAUCAUCUCCUCAUCAAUCCUGACCUCGCUGCAGGUUCUUGGUACUCUCCUGAUCUACGUGCUCUUCAUGGUGGAGGAGUUCCGUAAAGCUCCGGUGGAGAACAUGGAUGAAGUUAUCUACUGUGUAAAUGGGACCUACAGAUUGCUGGAGUUUCUGGUUGCGGUGUGUGUGGUCUGUUAUGGCAUAUCAGAGACUGUAUUUGGGGAGUGGAGCGUUAUGGGCAGCACCAUCAUCCUGGUCCACUCUUACUAUAACGUCUGGCUCAGAGCCCAGCUGGGCUGGCAGAGCUUCCUGCUCAGGAGAGACGCUGUGAACAAGAUCAAAAGCCUCCCGACUGCAACGAACACACAACUGGAGCAGUACAACGACAUCUGUGCAAUCUGUUUCCAGGACAUGAACAGUGCUGUGAUCACGCCGUGCAGUCAUUUCUUCCACGCUGGCUGUCUGAAGAAAUGGUUGUACGUCCAGGAAACGUGUCCUCUUUGCCACGCUCAACUCAAGAGCCAAUCRCCAACCAGUGUGUCCAACCAAGAUGUCCCUGAAGGCGAUCAGCGUCCUGCAGGACAGGAAGCUGCCUCAGCAGACAACAAGGACAARGAUGGGACUCUUACAGAGAAUGUGACAGAGCAACAGGAAGAUGUUUCUGCUUCAUCAGCUGCAGGAACCUCCUCCUCCUCCUCCCCAUCUUCAUCUUCCUCCUCCUCUGUUUCACUUCAAACCAGUGAUCCCUCCUCGGUGUCCCCCUCCACUUCCAGCACAUCUGACGCUCCACCUCCCCCACUCUGUCCCCACUCGUCCCCACAGGCCCACACUGAGCCCGAGUAUCCAGGCCCAGUGGAAAGCCAGGAGUCCUCCGCUGAUCCACCGUCACACUCUCACCAGCAGAGCUGCUUCUGAGGAAGACUUGUUUCCACACAUGCAUGCUCCAACACGUAAUCCAAACCUCUGCUUGUGUUUCAUCUGUCCAGAUUUCAGUUCUCCUCCUCCAGAUCCCUUCUGAGAGGAAGACAGAAACAAUUUAUCUGAAGCGGAUAUCUAAAUGUACCCCAGUUCAGCUUUUAUCAUAGGCACAACUUUUUUCAUACAUUUUCUAUCUUUUUUUAUUUUUAUUUCUUUUUAUGUCACUCAGCGGGGGAUAUUCAUUGGUCUCAUCUCAGAAAUUAUUAAUGGUUUUCCAUCAUAUCCAUAAAAUGUGAAAUCUUACAAACCAACAUUAUCACAGAGUUUUCAGGUUUACUGUAUUUGAGUUUACUUUUUUUAGUAUUAUUUCUGUAUCCAUGCCCCCUACUGGUAAAACCCUUUUUUUUUUUUGUUUCUUUGCUGUACAUUUAGUGCCAUGACAAACGGAUUAUACAUGGAGACCACUAGGACAGACAAUGGAAGACGCGUGGUUGCAUUCAAACUGUGACAAAGUCUUAACAUUUCAACAGAAAAACACAGUUUGACCCAUAUUUCUGUGUUGAGCUGCUGGGGUCGUAGUACUUCUGUGUAUUUGUGAAUACCAAGCAUACUGAAUGUUGUCAUUUCGAGGCCGAUGGUCGUGGUCUCUUCAGCGGACUCGCAGACAAUGACUAAUUUUGUACGUUGAGAUAUUUUGCUGUCACUGCUUCAGUGUUUGAAUCAAACUUGUUUGGCUGGUCCCAGCAAAAGGCAAAUAUUAUUCCUCACCGCCAAAGUUUUAAAUCGCUGUUACAAGUUCAGUUUCACACCCCUUCGUUGAACGCCACGCAGUGCAGGUGGUCAACGAGGGGGGCGGGGUUAUUGGCUGCACGUUUUGAACCCUCAUUAAGAAUGGAAUGUAAAUAAGUUCAUCACCUUUUUAGUGUUACAGCUUCUCAUCACAGGAGCCAAAAAGAAGCACUUGCUUUCUUCAAAUCUAACAUCGUUUGUUCUCCUGCAGCUUGAACGAUUCACUCCAUGAGAUGUUUCUACCAGCAAAUCAUUUCCCCUUUUUAUGUCCACACACUCCUAAGUUGUGUGUUUUGCAGAUAAUGCAGUACGGUGGGUAAAUGUUCAGGUGAAAGAGUAAAAUCAGAGAAAUGCUGAAUUAUAAGUAGAGCUUGCAUCCUUUCCACAGAAUGUUUUUUUUUUUUUAAUUUGGUCUGUGUUCUCUAACUUUGCAACUGAUUUUUGUUUCUUGUUUUCCUAUGAUUUUUGUUGUACUUGCACUAACGUCAUUUUUACUAGCAAUGCUCCAAAGGUGUUCUGUGGCUGUCUGCAACCAAAUACCCUCUGAUGUUUGUGUAAGAGGAAACAGCCCGAACAGUUUGUGUGUAAAUGUGUAGAAAUGUUUCUCUGUACGACUAUUAUAUUCAACAAGAGGAGAGCUGAUCYGAUGCGGUCAGAGUUGGAUUUUUGUUUCGUUUUCUGAGCUGCAGAGACCCAAACGCUCUGAGCUGAGAUCAGUUCCCGCCUCUCCAGUCUGUAUGAAGCAUCUAUAAGCUGGUGUGAUCACUCCGGUGCCCUCUACUGUUAGGAGUGGGAUCAGCUUGGUACUGAUGGACUGGAGAUGAGCAGAAACCCUCACCAGUAUUAUUUACCAUUUAUUCUGAAUUGUUAUAUGUUUUGGAAAGCAAAGGCUCCAGGGUUGAAAAUGAAUACAUGUUCAAUGUAUGAUCAAACCUGUCCAAUGCUGUUUAAGUUUGUUUUUGUUUGUUUUUUUUAAGGACUGAGAUGUAGAGUCUGAUGUAUUUUGCACAUCUUUCUCUGAAAGUUGACUUAUUUUUGUCAUCUCCAUUUCGUUUUGAUUUUGGUUUCAAACGAAGCACCUAAAUGUAUUCAGAGGUCGACAUUUAAAUUGUGUUCAUUCAUUUCUGAGCGGUUUUCCUGUUCUGCAGAGAGAGAACCUGCAACCUGUGUGAAGGCAGCUGUACGUGGAUCUGCACUGCAGUAUUAAAUGAUAWAUAACUGGCACAGGUGCUUGUCAGCUGCUGAUUCUGUCUGGAUUUACAGGAAGUUGAACUCUUUUAGCCUCCACCAAUGUUUGAAACGGCAAUUAUUUACAUAAAUCAUCUCUGAUAGCUGUUAAUACUUAUUUCUUAAACAGUAUUUCAGUUCAUURUUUCAAAUAUAUUUGAGAAUUUGGCUUCAGAUUUUGUAAAUUGGUGAUUAUUUACUGUUUAUUUCAGUUUAUUUGCCAGCAAAUGCAUGUAACUAUCAUUGUGACAUCGUAAUGCCACAUUUUUAUUUUUAACUAUCGCAUUGUUGUGGGCCAAAAAUACAUUCUCUCAAAGCUCUAACUUUAAGACAGCUAGAUUAUAUAUAUAUAAAAUAUCGACAGGAAGUCCUUACGUUUAAAUUUAUUAACUGUCAUUUGAAAUUAAAGUAUUUUUUUAAUCCAGCUGCUACAAGCAGUGUUUACAGAUUUACUGACUGCAUUUCCAGCACAGCUGCCUGUAACAGAURUAUAAAGAAUGAUGAUUUUCACCUUUUUUUUUUCCUUUUUUAAGAUAAAUUUUGUGUGCAGUUAAAUCUAAACACACAGAUGUGAAACCUGCUCUGAAUGCCAGCGGUGUUGGAUUAAAAUGUCCUCCAGUGGUUUUGGACGAGAUGCCUGGCAUUAACUUGUUUGUUUUAUAAAACUGAAUGUCAAAUAAAAUCAAACAUCCAUUCUGGGGAA
Austrofundulus limnaeus is the source of this 5094-nucleotide messenger RNA. Its product is annotated as RING finger protein 145. The record is from RefSeq and is a predicted model, not a curated record. The coding region runs from base 240 to 2372 and encodes 710 amino acids. Gene Ontology annotation, cellular component: endomembrane system. The transcript is spliced from 12 exons. NCBI's taxonomy places the organism in Eukaryota, Metazoa, Chordata, Actinopteri, Cyprinodontiformes, Rivulidae. Gene Ontology annotation, biological process: ERAD pathway; proteasome-mediated ubiquitin-dependent protein catabolic process. Gene Ontology annotation, molecular function: zinc ion binding; ubiquitin protein ligase activity.